AUGAAGACCCAAGUGUGGGUCACGCCGGCACCCCUGUUUUUUAUUCUUGUCUGGGGGGAGGGCUGGUUAAAAAGAGGACAGCAGAGAAGAGGGUGGGAGCCAGGUGUGAACUGGGGUGCACUUCUGCUGCUCAUGGCUUUUCAGUCCUCCUCCCAUGGGGGGGUCCUGCAGGGUGUUCUGCCUUGGAUGCCGGGGGGGGGGGUGCUGUGUAUUUUUGUGGCUGCUGUAUAGUUCCCAGUGCCCCCCUGCCCCCUCCCCAUUUACUUAUGAGCUAUGAAGAAGGGAGGGGGGGAGUUUCUUAUUUAUUUAUUGCAUUUUUGUCUCACCUUUCUCCAAGGAGCUCAAGGUGGGAUACACAGUUCUCUUCAUUUAAUCCCCACAACAACCCAAUGGGGCAGGGUUGGGCUGAGAGGCGGGGACUGGCCCAAGUUCACUGGGUGAGCUUCAUGGCCAAGUGGGAGGACUUGAACCCGGGUCUCUCCCAGGCGCUAGCCUGACGCUCUAACCAUUAUACCACACCGGCUCGACUCAACGUCCCUGAGGAGAAGGCUCAGCAGAUUUCUUGGGGCAGGCAGUUCCCCAGGUGCAGUGCUGAAAACGCCACCGUGCGCCUUCUCGGCCAGAGCAUCUCGGGUGGGCAUGUGGUGGCGAAGGAGCCAGUCGUAACUGGGUUGCAUUGCUGCAGGCUCCCUUGGGAGGAGAGUCUGGACGCUUCAGGCAGCGCAGAAUUCUGGCCCCAGGAUGUUGGCCUGAGCUGCGUCUGCAGAGCUGGCAACUUCCUUGCUGCUCUGUCCCCAACCGUGCCAGAUUCGCCUUUGGCAGGGAUGCUGGGCAGGCUUUGGAGCUGCCUCCUUCUGGCCUGCUCCCUGCGCCUUCGGGGGCUUUUCCAAGGGUGCUGAGGCUGCUUUUUGUGAUUGUUUUGCUGCCGAUGUUGCUGGGUUGCUUCCCUUCUCUCCCUGGUCUCUGUAAGUGCUUUUUCAUCGCUCCUUGUGGUGCUUUGCAGGUUGUUUGUUAGCCAUCCUGGGGAGAAGAGAGUUUGAAAUAGAAACAAAUCAGAUCUGAGCAGACAGGAUCUUGGUUUUGUGCAGCCAGCACUUUGAACUGGACCCAGAAAUGAACCGGAUGCCAGUGAAGCCGAUACUUCAUGCUCUAAAAAUCUGUAUGACUUUGGAAGAACCGUGCAAAUGUAGGUUUGAUGCCAGGGGUGGAGCCUUACAGGUCCCUGAGCAUCUUGGGCAUUUCUGGCCCUUCAGUAUCCCUGUUCCAAGGGCUGAGUGCCAGGUGAUCAGAACAUCGGCCUCCACACCACCCAACCCACAUGCUCAGAUCAGUGCUGGAGGCCCUGCUUGCCGUCCCCCCAAGGACGUGAAUUAGAGACAGGGCCUUCUCCGCAGUGGCCUCUCGUUUCCCUCUUCAGUUGCGGUGUUUUAGGUGGGAUUGAAACCCCGCCUGUGUUGUGUGGCUUUUAAUGGUUGCACUUGAUGAACAGUGUCGUUCUGGAAAUGUUUCUUAUAGGGCUGGACUGUAUUUCACUGGAUUGAUGGGCUGGUGGGGUUUUGUAUUUUACAAGUGUAGUUAACCGGUAUUAUUUUUGAUGGUCAGAGCCAUUUUGACCGUCUGCACAUGCGCAAGCGGCGAAACCCGGAAGUAACACACUCUGUUACUUCUGGGUCGCCGCAGCGCGCAACCCGAAAAUACUUAUCCCAAAGCUACUUCAACCCGAGAUAUGACUGUAAGUAGCAAUAGCAGCCGUCCGUAGGCUUGAGAAAGGACGGGUGGUGCCUGGUCAAAUGUCUAAGUCCUGAGCUGGAUUUUGUGGCUAGGGGCUGCCUCUUGGAAGGGGGUGGGCUCUGCUCAGAACCUUGUUCCUCUCCCGGCUUUCAUUUCCCCAGGUCUUUUCCGCCCUCUGCAUUCUGCCCUCCUUCCUCUCACACCCAUCUUUGUAAAGAAAUCACACCAAAUUAUGUGAAAAAUGGGCUCUUAAAUUGUGGGAAUAUAUGUGAAUGUACUGUUUGGUUUGCACCAUGUGAGACUUCUGGGCGGAAGGGGAGGGCAUUCCCCCGGACCCCCGCUCAAUCUCGGGUGGGCUGCUGAGGGUGGUCUCCCUCUGCACUGCUUGAAGUUGCCAACCCUCUGUCUCUCCCCUCUGCAGCCGCGAAGUGGUGGGAGACCCGGCCGAGAUGUCGCAUGAGAAGAGCUUCCUGGUGUCUGGAGACCCCUUCCCUGGGCAGCAGCCGCCUGCGCCACCUGGCUAUGCCCAGCAGCCCUACCCAGUGGCUCCCUACCCGCAGCCCCAGCCGGUGGCAUACGGCCAGCCCGGAUACCCGCAGGGCCCCUACCCGGUUGCUGCACCCUACCCACAAGCGGCACCCUACCCCCAGGCACCCUACCCCCAGGCACCUUACCCCCAGGCGCCCUACCCGCAGGGGCCCUACCCACAGGGGCCCUAUCCACAGGGGCCCUACGCCCAGCCGCAUCCUGGAGUCGCUGUGGACCCAGACUGUAAGUAGCCCGCUUGCCCGCCCUGCUGCAAUGGUGGGGGGCAGGAAGGGGGGCUGUGGGGUCUCUGCUGGGGUGGCAGAAGAGCUGCUCCUGUGAGCCAGGGGCAAGACCACCUGGCCCUUGCAGGCAGGGAGCACUCUCCCGCCUUGUGGCUGCUUCCGUGGGGAGCUGGGCUGCCCCCAAGGAGCCUGAGCAGUGUUCCCUAGGGGGCGCUGCUCUGUGGCCCCCUCCUCAGUCUCCUCUCCUCUUCUCUUGCUGCACUUGUGCCCCCCAGCUGGAGCCAGGCGCCCUGUUUAUGUGGUAUGGAGAGGAGGCACCGCAGACUCUAGGAUUGGUGAGCGCCCUCAUCACCCCUGCCACGGGCUGGUUGAGGGGGCAGGAGGAAGAGGAGCUGCUGUUGCUCCCUCUGGAAUCUGUAGGGAGAGCCGCCGGGUGGGGAGCCCCUGCCUGACUGGCUGCGCUGCUUCUCGUCCCCAGCGCCCGUGCACAGCAACUACCAUGAGGAUGGGCCGCCCUCCUACUAUGACAACCCGGAUUUCCCCCCCACCAACUGGGAGGACAAGACCAUCCGCCAGGCCUUCAUUCGCAAGGUGAGUCGGGCUGUGGGUGUGCAGGGGCUGUGGGGCUCCUGCCCUUCUCCCUCCCUCCCUCCUUCUGCCUCUGGCCCUGGCAAUGGGGUGCAGUCAGUGUGGUGGAGUGGUUAAGAGUGGUGGACUCGUAAUUUGGGGAACCGGGUUCGCGUCUCCGCUCCUCCACCUGCAGCUGCUGGGUGACCUUGGGCCAGUCACACUUCUCUGAAGUCUCUCAGCCCCACUCACCUCACAUCGAGUGUUUGUUGUGAGGAGGAAGGGAAAGGAGAAUGUUAGCCGCUUUGAGACUCCUUCGGGGAGUGAUAAAUCAGGAUAUCAAAUCCAAACUCCUCCUCUUCAGUCCAGUCCAAGUGUGGCAGGAAGCCCUGGAAGUGCUGUGGCUGCUGGUGGAGGAGGAGGGGGGGCUGGCAGGGCGCAGACCCUCAUUGGCAGGGAAUGGUCAGACCCCCGAGAAGCUGGAUCUGAUAAUGAUUGGGGUUUCUUUGCAUGCCACUUUCCCUUAGUUAAAACUGCAAUCAAGGCAGCUCACAACAUGAAGAGAGUCACAUAAUUCCAAAAACGGAACAAUAGUAGGCAAUGAAUAAAAGCAUAUCACAACAUACACAGCCAAACUAAGUCAUUACUGUUGACAUCCAUUUGUCUCGGGAGACAAUGGAGGAGCCCACCUUUGGGGGUGAUGUCACUCCGUUGGAGACCGAUACGGGAGAGACAUGUUUUGCUGCGUCUGGGGCAGAGGAAGACGUCUGGUUGUUGUGCUGCUGCAGAUGCCAGGGGGCCUUUCUUCUCUCUGCGCUCCCCCCAGCGGCCAUUCCUCCUCUGGUCACUGCUGUGGAUGCAGGACCCGGCUGUCUCCAGGCACUGCGCUCGUCUGCAAAGGAUUCUCACGGGGCGGAGCUGAUGGUGCUGCCAGCCUUCAUUUGAGACACAAGGUCUAAAACUAAUACCAAAAAUGGGAAACGAGCGAGGACCCAACCAAAGAAGAACGGCAACUUACCAUAUUUUUCACCCUAUAGGACGCACUUUUUCCCCUCCAAAAAUGAAGGGGAAAUCUGUGUGCGUCCUAUGGGGCGAAUACAGGCUUUCGCUGAAGCUUGGAGACUGAGAGGGGUCGGUGCACACCGACCCCUCUCGCUCUCCAGGCUUCAGGAAGCUAUGAGCAAGCCUGGGGAGCCCGCGGGAGUUCCCACAGGGCUCCCUAGGCUGCGGAUAGCAGCCUGCCGCCCGGCGCGCAGGGCGCUCUGCUUCAGGGCAGACAUCAGCCAGCCCCACAAGCUCGGGGGACAGCGGGGAGGCGGAGUGCCGCCAUACCGCUGUUCCCCGACCUGGUUUGGAGGCUGGCGCUGGGGAGAAGCGCGCUUCUCCCCAGUGCCAGCCCCACAAGCUUGGGGGACAACGGGGAGGCGGAGUGCCGCCAUACCGCUGUUCCCUGACCUGGUUUGGUUUCCCCGACCUGGUUUUUGGGGGGAAAUAAAGGGAAAAAAUUUUCCUUUAUUUCCCCCCCAAAAAACUAGGUGCGUCCUAUGGGACGGAGCGUCCUAUGGGACGAAAAAUACGGUAAGUUGACAGAAUAUGCACAACUUGCAGACUUAUAUAGAAUAAGAGAACAAGAAGAACACGUUUAAAGAAGAUUGGGAAACGUUUGUUGAAUAUAUGGGAAAUAAUUCUGUACAGCUGAAAACACCGGCAGCAUUAAGAUAAAUUCAACAGUGUAAAUAAGUUUUGAUGGAUGCAAUAAUGGAAUACUGAAUGGUGUAGUUUUCGUAAAAUAUGCAGGGAUUUAUGAUAUGUAAAAUGAACCGUGGAAAGAGAAGAAGUCAUUGAUAUCUCAAGGGUGUAAAAUUAGUAUUUUAAAUUGUAAAACAGAAAAUUAAAUUUAAAAUUUAUACACACACACACACACACACACACACACACACACGGCCUAGGACGCACGUACCUACAGGACCGCCUCUCCUGGUCUGCCCCGCGGAGGACCUUAAGGUCCACAAAUGACAACACUUUGGAGGUCCCAGGUUGCAAGGUAGUUAGAUUGGUCUCAACUAGGGCCAGGGCCUUUUCAGUACUGGCCCUGACUUGGUGGAACACUCUGUCCCAAAAGACCAGGGCCCUGUGGGACUUGACAUCUUUCCGCAGGGCCUGCAAGACAGCGCAGUUCCGCCUGGCCGUUGGUUUGGACUCAGUCUGACCCUUAUGUUUCCCUCCCCUUAUGGUCUUGAUCUAUGGGCUACUAUUAAAAUGAGGCUGCAUUUUAAAUUGUAUUUUAACCUGUAUUUUAAAUUGGUCCCCCCCCCAUUAUGUUUUUAUUGUAAUUUUACUGGUGUGUGCCGCCCUGAGCCUGGCUCUGGCUGGGGAGGGCAGAGUAUAAAUAAAAUUUUAUUAUUAUUAUUAAUCUAUCUAAUACCAGAAAUCAGUAUCAAUAACAGCAAAAUUAGCAUCUCCAGUAUUAAAUCUUGACACCAGCAGAAGCCCCUGAGCAAUGACCGUAGGUGGUCCAUGCAGUCCAGCUCCCUGCCUCCCGCAAGGGGCAGGAGGCACUGAAGCAGCUGCUGCCGGGGGGGGCACUCACCAUGUUUUGGGCGCUGCCUGCUCUGCCCCCCCGAGUGGCUCUGGCUGGCGUGACGGAGGCUGCCUUUGUCCCCCUGCAGGUGUUCCUGGUGCUGACCAUCCAGCUGUCGGUGACCUUUGCCUUUGUGGCCAUCUUCACCUUCGUGAAGGGUGUGAAGGGCUUUGUGCGGAGGAAUGUCUGGACCUACUACGUCUCCUACGUCUUCUUCUUCAUCUCCCUCAUCGUCCUCAGCUGCUGUGGGGAGUUCCGGCGCAAGCACCCCUGGAACCUCGUGGCCAUGGUAAGCAGGGCAGCGGGCAGGGGGCGCGUGGUCUCAGGGGGCGGCUGCUGCUGCCAUGGAUUGAAUUCUGAGUUGAAAAAGUCUUAGAAGCCUGCCUUGGCCUAGCCAGGCAGGCAGGCAGCAGAGAUGGCUGCCCCUUGACUCAGAUAGGGGGGGAUGUGGGGCCUGGAUUGAGGCUCACUGCUGAAGGCGCCUGCCUCUCCUCCUCCUCCUCAGUCCAUCCUGACCCUGAGCCUCUCCUACAUGGUGGGCAUGAUUGCCAGCUUCUACGACACGGACGCCGUCAUCAUGGCCGUGGGCAUCACGACCGUCGUCUGCUUCACUGUCGUGAUCUUCUCCCUGCAGGUUGGUGUGUCUGCUCUGCUCCCCUUCCCUUGGGGGGGGGGGCGACAAGAGGCACUGUUUCUCCCAGUGUGAGCGACUGGGUUGCCCAGAAGCACACCUUGGGCUGUUGGGUUGGCAUCCAGGGGGGCUGUGAAGCCAAAGAGGCCUUUGCUCUUCUGGAUUGUGGGUGGGUGGGGAUGGCAGAAUUGGCACCCAAGAGAUUCCAGGCAGCGAUGGCUGCGCAGGGGCUCCUUUCCUGGGGCUCUGCUUUGCUCCCUACGUCUUUGGACCCAAUGGCUUCUUGAUGCAGAAUAAGACCCUGCAAAGCAGGCUGAAGGGCCACAGGUCAGGCAGCUGGUCUCUGGCAGUGUGCUGGUUCCCCUGCUUGCCACCCUUGCCCAGGCUGCCAGGCCGCCAUGUCCUGCACUGGCCCCUUGAGGCAAACGGGCCCAUGAAGAGAUGGCGUUGGGGACCCUGGCAUGUGGGGCAGGGGGCCUGGGCUGUGGGGUGCUGCCUGACCUCUGUCCCGGGGCUCCUCUCCUCGCUUGCAGACCAAGUACGACUUCACCUCGUGCCGAGGGGUGCUGAUCGUCUGCCUGGUGGUCCUGUUCAUCUUCGCCAUCCUUUGCAUCUUCAUCCGGAACCGCAUCCUGCAGAUUGUCUAUGCCUCCCUGGGCGCCCUCCUCUUCACCUGCGUGAGUCUCCCCGCGAGCGCGGGCCCCGAAAUCCACCGGCCGGGCAGAAGGGUUUUGAGAAUUAAGGGGAAGGAAGGUGCCUCUGGGGCCCCUCCCUGUUCAGCCCAGGGAUCAAUAGCCAAUCUCUGUUCGCAAGGCCUUCUGUACAAAAGACAGCUCCUGGUUGUCCCUCCAGAUUUAGAGGAGAGCUUUUUAGCUCUUGCAGUUGUCAGGUAACAGGUAGUCGGAGCCUGCUGUCGAUCUGCUGCUGGCCACCCACCCAGAGAUCUGUCAGCAGAUCCUGAUCUGCCCAGCCCUAAGUUAGAGUCCCUGUGGAGCCCCUCCUUCUCCAUCCCCCCUUCACCCACCUGUGCUGCUGGAAAGAGCACCUGCCCGGCCCCCCCCUCUCUUCCUAGGAUGCUGAGGGUCUGAAGGCAGCUGAGACACCAUCCCAGGCCCAGCAAUGGAGGGGGGGGGUUCCAGAGGAAGCAGGCUGGGGGGCCUGGGGGCGGGGUGGGGCGCAGGCCCCUUGGGCUCUCCUGGGGCUUCUUGUGACCCCCGUGACCUGCUUUCUCCCUGCAGUUCCUGGCCAUGGACACCCAGAUGAUCAUAGGGAACAAACAGCUGGCCAUCAGCCCGGAGGAAUACAUCUUUGCGGCCCUCAACCUUUACACGGACAUUAUCAACAUCUUCCUCUACAUCCUGGCCAUCAUUGGGCGUGCCAAGGAGUAG
Messenger RNA from Podarcis lilfordi (Lilford's wall lizard), 7668 nucleotides. NCBI's taxonomy places the organism in Eukaryota, Metazoa, Chordata, Lepidosauria, Squamata, Lacertidae. The record is from the annotation of a GenBank genome assembly.